Closterium sp. Yama58-4 is the source of this 1815-nucleotide messenger RNA. The record is from the annotation of a GenBank genome assembly. Lineage: Eukaryota; Viridiplantae; Streptophyta; Zygnematophyceae; Desmidiales; Closteriaceae.
AUGAUGGCGUGUUCGCCUGGCUCCAACGGUCUGAUAAUACUUCUCCUGCUGCUGGGCGCUGCGCUGAUCUGCUUUCCAAGCGCCACGGAUGCCGCAAGGCACAUGACAGUUCGGUCGCAGGGAGUGAUAUCGAGCAGCCGGACCAUAGCGCACACGAUAUGGGCGUCAGGAAGCACGUUCCUUCGCGGCAAUAUCAAUGGAGGUAAAAGGAGCAACAGUGGCAGCACCGCAGUUUCUACAACCACCGGCGCUACAACCGCCGCUGCUGGCUUCGCGGCUGCUACAGCCGCCGCGGCGAGCGCGGGGUGCGCGGCGUCGGCUCUAGAGGGGUUCGCGUGGUCGGUGGCGCUGGGAUCUACUGGACUCACGCUGCAUUGGCGCGCAGUGGACUCGUCGCGCCUCGCCUUGGCGCUGGAAGCGGCGGGCGGCAGCGCGGCGGCGGCGGGGUGGUUCGCCGUGGGGUGGUCGGCGACGGGCCGCAUGGCGGCGUCCGACGCCGUGGUGGGCAAUCUGGCGGGCGGCGCCGCCGUCCAGGCGGUGUACAUGAGAGGCACUGCGCAGAGCGACGUUCAGCCCACAAGCAGCUUCGAUAUCGGCAACGCGCAGCUCGCCACGUCACCCUCGGGAUCCACCAUUCUCACGUUCAACCGCACGGCAGGAGACGGGUCGGUGCCGGUGAGCGUGCAGGGCAGCAACACGCUCGUGUGGGCGCACUCCGCCGAUGGCUCGCAGUCACUCCGCUUCCACGGCGACUAUGACUUCCGUUUUCCUUCACUUUGUUCAUUCUUCUCAUGCUCCUGCUUUUUCGUCUCUCCCCCCUCCCCUUCUCGCUCUCCCCCUCUCUCCCCUCCUCCCAGUGGCGCGCUGCAAGUGGACUUCGCGUGCUCCUCUGCCUCGUCCGGAGGGGGAGGGGGUGGCGGCACUGGUGGGGGCACGGGGGGAGGCACUGGCGGAGGUGGGGGCGACUAUGGGGGUGACUACAACGGGGGGAACAAUGGGGGUGGUGAUUACAGCGGUGGUAAUGGCGGCGGCGACUAUAACGGGGGGGAUGGAGGCGACUACAACGCUGGAGGUGACGAUAACGGGGGGAGCGGUGGUGACUAUGAGGGUGGCAGCGGCGGUGGGGGGAGUGGUGGCGGCGGAGGUAGCAGUGGUGGGGGCGCAGGAGGCGGAGGAAGGGGAGGCGGUGGGGGGGACUGCGGGGGAGGGCCUGGCGCCGGGCAGGGGGGACGUGGUGGCGGACAGGGCGGUCCUGGGAGCGGGCAAGGGGGAGCUGGGGGCGGGCAGGGCGGACCUGGGGGAGGUUAUGGUGGGGGGAGCAACGGCGGUGACUAUGGUGCUGGUAGUGGCGGUGGUGAAAAUAGCGGGGGGAAUGGAGGGGACUACAACACUGGUGGUGACUACAGUGGGGGGAACACUGGAGGGGGCUAUGGUGGCGGCAAUGGUGGUGACUAUAACGGGGGGAGCAAUGGAGGUGACUUUAACGGGGGGAGCAACGGUGGUGACUAUAACGGGGGGAGAAAUGGUGACUACAGUGGGGAUUACAGCGGGGGGAUGGGCGGCAGUCAGGGCGGCCCAUCCGGGGGUGUGAGUGGCGGGGGAGGCAUGGGCGGUGGUGCUGCUGGAGGUGGUGCUGCUGGCGGUGGCAUGGGAGGGCCUGGGGGGAUGGGAGGAGGCGAAGGCAUCGGAGGGGGCGGAGGAGGAGGGAUGGGGGGAGGGGGAGGGAUGGGGGGAGGGGGAGGGAUGGGGGGGGGGGAGGGAUGGGCGGAGGUGGAGGUGGAGGUGGAGGUGGAGGCAUGGGAGGAGGAGUCAUGA